Molecule: messenger RNA, 1485 nt
Organism: Aureobasidium melanogenum CBS 110374
Lineage: Eukaryota; Fungi; Ascomycota; Dothideomycetes; Dothideales; Saccotheciaceae
Product: MFS transporter
Exons: 6
Coding region: 1-1485 (494 amino acids)
Biological process (GO): transmembrane transport
Cellular component (GO): membrane
Molecular function (GO): transmembrane transporter activity
Source: RefSeq, a predicted model, not a curated record
AUGAUUGAUCGAGUUGAGACCGCAAACACAACACCAGGAUUGACGCGGGCCGAAGCCCCAGAACUUGUUCGCAACAUGUCUCCAGAAGAGCGAGCGCAUGCGGAAAAGGUCCUGGUUCGAAAAAUUGAUUUCAGACUCAUGCCUAUGCUUGUUCUGAUGUACAUUCUCAACUAUCUUGACCGUAACAACAUUGCUUCGGCGCGUUUGGCUGGACUGGAGACUGAUCUGGCCUUGACAUCUUCACAAUAUGAGACUAGUGUCUCGAUUCUGUUUGUCGGAUACUUGUUGAUGCAGAUCCCUUCCAAUCUUUUCCUCAACAAAAUCGGCAAACCUGCUUUGUAUCUCCCAGCAGUGAUGUGUGUCUGGGGUGUCAUCUCAACAUGCACAGCUGCCGUCCAAAGUUUCGGUGGACUUGUAGCAGUCAGAUUUGUGCUAGGUUUCGUCGAGGCUGCCUACUUCCCUGGUUGUCUGUUCUUCUUGUCUUCUUGGUACACUCGCAAGGAGCUCGCAUUCCGCUCUGCCGUCCUUUACUCUGGCUCAUUGAUCUCGGGUGCAUUCUCAGGCCUCAUUGCCGCUGGAAUUCUCAACGGCAUGUCAGGAAGCCUCGGUCUGGCGGCAUGGCGUUGGCUCUUCAUCAUCGAAGGUUGCAUCACCAUUACAAUCGCUUUCAUCGCUUUCUUUAUCCUUCCAAAUUUCCCUCGUACCACCGGGUGGCUUUCUGAGGAAGAACGCCAACUCGCUGUUUGGAGGCUUCAAGAGGAUAUCGGUAUGGAUGAUUGGGUCAGUAGUGAGGGACAAUCGUUCUGGCAUGGCUUUAAGCUUGCCUUCCUGGAUAUCAAGACGUACAUUCUCAUGGCUUUGCUUUUUGGCAUCGUUGCUAGUGGCUCUGUCACCAACUUCUUCCCAACAGUUGUGGCAACCUUGGGUUACAGCAAGAUCAUCAGUUUGUGUCUGACAGCACCACCUUACUGCUUGGCCGUCAUCACCGCGUUCUGUAACGCCCUUCACGCAGACCGCACUGGAGAACGCUUCUUCCACAUCACCAUCCCCCUCUUAUUUGCAGUUGCCGCAUUCAUUCUUGCCGCAUGCACAACAUCCACCGCACCCCGCUACGUUGCCAUGAUGCUCAUGGUUCCUGGAGUCUACACUGGCUACGUCGUCGCUCUCGCCUGGAUCAGCAACACCAUCCCCCGCCCACCAGCAAAACGUGCCGCGGCUCUUGCAGGCAUCAAUGCCAUUUCCAACGCCAGCAGUAUCUACGCCUCGUACAUGUAUCCCCAAUCGGCAGGACCCAGAUAUGUGGUUGCGAUGAGUGUGAAUUGCGCUACUGCUGCCUUGGCAAUUAUUAUGGCAUUUACUCUAAGGAUGAUUUUGGUGAGGUUGAAUAAGAAGUUGGAUAGAGGCGAGCAUGUGGAAGGUGCCGUCAGUGCUGGACAGGCUAUUCCUGGCGAAGCAGCUAAGAAGGGAUUCAGAUUCUUGCUUUAA